AGAGAGUGCAUCCAGAUCUCAGUCAUUCAUCUCUUGGGGAGAGGAGAGGAAACUACAGCAGGACGGGAAAAGAAACAGUUUUUGAGCGAAAAAAAAGGAUGAUUUUUUUUUAAACUUCUGCAUUCAAUCUCUGACUUUAAAAGCCUCCUCCAGCUGCAGUUUUCCUUUUCAUUAUCAUCAACAACACCCCAAAUCCUCUGCAAGCUGCUGCAAGUAUUUCACAUCGCUCCUUCGACUGUGGGGUGGAGAUACUUCCACUUCUUCUCCUCCUGCAACUGAGGACACUUUUCUCUCUCUUUCUUGAAACCGCAUAAAAGCUGCAUGUUUUUAUAAGCAUCUCUUGCAACUUGAAUGUCUUUACAACUUGGACAGAGAGAGUGAAGCCCUUCGAUGCAGUGUGCGUAAAAGGGACUGGUUGGUUUUUUUAGGGAGGUGUAGGAGGAGGUGACUUCAGGAGGACGCACCGGGAUCAGACCGCUCCUGGAAGAGCUCCGGGAAGAGGAGGAGGAGGGCGCGUCACCCUGAGGAGAAGAGCAUCCUCCCAGCCUUCUCACUCCAUACAAACACACACCCUUAAGACAACGCAGACACAGUAAUCUCAGAAAAUUACCAUAGAGGUACAUCAUAUAAGUAUUUUAGCAAACUAACACUCCUGAAGUAACAUAAAGUAAGAUUAAAACCUUACAUAAAAAAAAAAAAUCACAAAAGUACAUAUAAUCACUUUGUUCCACAGUCAUACUACAACUCAUUAAAGGGAUAUUGUAGGGAUAUUAUACGAAUAUCAUAGUUUAUUUGUCAGCGGAACACGCACACGGACACCCAGGACGCCCAGCACGCCGCCUCAGAAUGGAUCUCCCUCCAAUCAGAGGUUUAUCUGAUGUGCCGUGAGAGUUGGGAGCACUUUGCCCCAGCCCCGGCCUGCAGCCCUGGUGCCACCCUGUCUGGCUCACCAGGAUGGACCUUGCUCAUUCCUUCGGCGGGGAGCUGGACGGGCUGGACCUCCAGCAGGUCCCAGUGCUGUCGCUCGACCAGAUACGUGCCAUCCGGGCCAACAAUGACUAUGUGGAGAGGCCUGUGGCACUGGAACCGGCAUCCCAGUCCGGAUUUUUCUACGCCCAUGAAGAUCGUUACCCUCAUGGAGUAUUCUCCCAUCACCCCCAGCCUUCCUUUCGCUCAGCCCUGCCCCGCAGCCAAAGUCAGCAGCAGCACGCUCACCUGUCCCACCUGAGCCGUUCCAGUACCAUAAGCUCCUCCAUGUCUCGGACCAGUGCCACCUCAGACCAGCGGCUACUGGCAGGUUUGACACCAUCUCACUCUGGCUUAGGUUCAGUGGUUCGUUCUCAACCUAAAGGAGAACUCAAGCCUGAUGUUUCUUUGGGUAAAGGCCUGACAGAGGACGAGGCUGAGCAGGGACUUCAUUUAUUCAUCUGUGAGCGGUGUGGUCGCUGUAAGUGCCAAGAGUGCUGCGCCCCCCGCCGCCUGCCUUCCUGUUGGGCCUGUGGACAACGCUGUCUAUGUUCUGCCGAAAGCGCCGUGGAGUAUGGCACCUGUUUGUGCUGUGUUAAAGGCCUGUUCUACCACUGCUCCGCCCAGGAUGAUGAGGAUAACUGUGCUGACCGGCCAUGCUCUUGUGCUCCAGCCCACGCCUGUGCCCGCUGGGGCACGAUGGGGCUGCUGGCGCUCUGUCUGCCUUGCCUCUGCUGCUACCCCCCUGCCAGGCUGUGCCUUGCCAUGUGCCAGUGUGCCCACGACCGUGCCACGCGCCCCGGCUGCAGGUGCAGCAACACCAACACUGUGUGCCGCAAGAUUUCCGCAACCAACCCUAACCCUGGUCAUCCCUCACUCCGUAGCAAGGCCCUGGAGAAGCCGUUAUGACAGGCCUGGAUGGGGGCCAGGUAAAUCUAUUUCCCCAUCGCCGUCGCCAAAGCAACGCUGUCGCCAACAGUGCCACAGCUGACAUUGUGACGACAAUGCCAUUGUGACCCACCUACCUACAUAUGACAAGCCAACCAACCAACCAACCAACCAACCAACCGUGAAGUGUUGUUCACCUAAUGUACCUUGAAUUUACUUCUUCUCCAGCUCAGGAGGGACCAAAGCUUUACUGUGCCUGUUCAUGUUGGAGACUUCAUGCCUAAACACAAAAACUUGUCCUGAAAAAGAAGAAGCUGUCGUGCUUUGCUGGACUGCCCUUCAACCUUAACCAAGACUUCCAUUCAGAAAUUCUCUCUCUCUCUCUCUCUCUCUCUCUCUCUCUCUCUCUCUCUCAUUUUGUGGUGUAAUCUGGACGUCUUAAAAUCCAUUUAUUUAUUGUUGAACCUCCUUCCUCCUCCCUUUGCAAAGAGAAUGCACAGAGCACACAGACGGGGGAUGGACCAAAUCAGGAAGGAAAGACGCCUGUGGCGAUGUGUUUGGCCUAUGCCAAUAGAGUUUCUGUCUUCUAGAAAGAGAGAAUCAGAAGAAACAUGGGAGAUUGAGGACUUCAACCACAAGGACAUUCAGAAAACUCCACAAAAGGUUGAAGAUAAUGAAAUGAGAAACCAACGCUGUGCCGUAGCGAUUAUCAGACUGGGAGUCUGAGAAAAGCACCAAGGCAUAAAGUGAAAACAAAGACACUUGUAACACACCUGUAACAACAGUUACAACAACAGUUUGACACCAAAAAAAGGGACCAUGCACUGUACAAACUGAGAGAAUCUCAAUGCUAUUAAGCUCAUUUGUAAAGGAAAAGCACUGUGAGGUAGAUGGACAAUGUUUUCCCCAGCAGCCUAGAGCUGAAUGGGGGAUUAUUUAACCAGAGUUAGGGUGCAUCCAUUGUGACCAGGCAGCGUGUGUGUGUGUCUGUGUGUGUCCUCCUACUGUACAACAACCUGUGUAUGUAGAGCCUGUGUGUAUGUUGUUUUGUCAGCAGAAGAACCCUCCCUUGUCUUAUUUUUAGCAGUGCUGCUUCAGUAGAGCUCUGAGGGUCUGGUCGGGUUUCCUCCCGAAGUCAGUCUGUCGCCAACCUCCCUCCUCUGACCGACCUCCUUCACUGCCCCCACCUCCAUCCUUCUCUCCUCACGUACCACAUUUAAUCCACGCUCCUCCCAUCCUCAAAUCAAAUGCUCUUUUCUCUGAACCAUUUUUGUGUCUCCCUCUUACUCAGGCUAUUGGCUCAAGUGUCAGGGUAUUUUGAUGGUGGUGGAGCUGUGCACAUCCCUCUCCAACAAAUCGAGUUAUGCAGCUUUGAUGACCUUUGAAUAUCCCAGCAGUCUGAGUUAGACACCUCUUCCCAGAAGCUCAAGUGUGGAAGAUAGUCCUCCAUACUGAACAUAAAAUAAAAUAAAAUCUUCUAGCAAAUGGCACAGACAUGUAAAAAUGGAUGUUUUUUUUCUCCUCUCAUUGUCUCUUUUGAAAUUACAACAUAACAAGAGAAAAAAACAAUUUCAACAUAACCCAACCAGCGAAAGCCAGCUGAGAACAUUUUUCCCCACACACCCAUAUAUUCCUCCUGCCUUGUCCGUCUCUCCUCUUACGCUCAGAGGGCUAAAAGCCUCCAGUUCCUGGUCCAUAGAGAGUUGAUCAAACAGGCAAUUAGCUUCAUGAUAGCUCUUAAUGGGCCGGAGAAGAAUGGAGCAUGGGAGGGAGGGAUGUGAGGGGACAGGAUGAGUGGAGUUGUGGUGUUUGGCAGAUAGACAGCUGAUGGGGAGAGAGGGAUGCUGGGAGGAAAGAGAAAGGCUGGAUGGAGGGAAGGAAAGAGAGGAUGUUGACGUCGCCAUUAAGUCAAAUGGAGACCAUUCAUGCUCUAAAAAAAUUAGCAGUGUGACUUCCUUUUUUUUUUUUUGGUUAAAAAGGACUUUCAAUGCUUCUACUGAACUUAUUCAGCACUUCAGGUACAUAGUUCAAAAUGUAAUGUAAAACAUAAAUACAACAACAGUGCAUGUCUUUUUCAGGAAGGAAGGAUUCAAAGCUGAUAAAAAUCAACAUACACACAGCAUCAGGUGUGUGCACGUGUGUGUACGCUAGAGUGUAUGCGUGUACAUGUUUUUAAGUGUGCGUGGGUGUGUUCAUGUGUGGAUGCAUAUGGGCUUUUCUGUGUGUGUGUAUGUGUGUCAGGGUGCGUCACCUAAGCACAGACACACAAACACACACUGACCUGAUUUGUUAAAUGUUACUUUGCUAUAUUUUUAUAUGUAAAUAUGGGCUAUUAACUGUAUAACUAUUUUUAUUCUGCUUUAUUUUGUUUCUAUGAGAUUGAUAUUAUUACGGCUGUUUUUCCAUUAUAAUGAACAUUUACUUAUUUACAGUCCACUUAUGAUCAAUUCAGGAACUUUUGGGGCAACUCAGACAGCAAACACUGAAUAAGGACUUAAGAAAAUGUUGUAACAGCAAUUCAUCACCACAUCCCUUAGUAUAGCACAGUAUUAUAACUUUUUUGACAACAAAUACAUAUUUACCAUCAACCCCCAAAAGCUAAGCUUCCCUGUUCUUUUUGCUGGCCCGAAAGUGAACAAAAUCAGGAUUUGUCAAACAAUGUUUCUCAGAUGUAUAACAUCAGUGCAGCUGUGAUCACUGGUAUACUUUAUACAAAUAAAAGGCCUCAAUAUGCUUCAAAGGAAGUGCUUAGCGGUUCUUCUAAAAGCGCCUUAAACCCCUUUUCUGAUGGCCAAAUUUAGAAGCUGUAUCAAAUCAUAUUUCUAUAGACAGUCAGACAAUCAUGUGGUGCACAGGUGUGGACGUAGACAGGGUUUGAACUUCUCUCAAGGUCUAUUUUUAAUUCUUUUUUAAUUUCUUCAUUUAUUGAAGUCUGUGGAUGCGUUCGAUUUUUAUGAUUAACUGUGAUUCAUACAGUAUGCUCUACAUGGUAUAAACACCUUUGCCUUUAGAUGUAGUCGGACGACAUGUUGGACCAACAAGUAUGUUUGAAUCAUACUGAGGCCUUAAGGAUUAUAAAGGGUUUGCAGGUUGACAGAAUUACUCUACGAUGUAAAAAGUUGACAAAAAUGUCAAAGAAAGCUAAGUUAAAAAAGGCUAUUCACCAACCAAAGUUAUUCUUUACUCACAUGUACUCACAUUCACGCCUUACGGUUUGGUUGUCAUUUAUAGAACAUCAUGACACAAGUAAAACACGACUUAGUGAAGAGUCAUAAGAAACGUUUUACUAGUUUUAAUGUGUUUCUGCUGUUUGCUUUCAGGGUGUGUGAAUGUUGCCCCAAAUGUUUCUGUGCUCAUCAAAGGUUUCACUUUGAUAGACAGGUUGGCAACUGUGGAGGACACGCUCAAUUUAAAUAUGUUUUUUUUCUCCCUUUUUUAAUGUUGCAACUUUCUCCACUUUUAGUGUUACCUAUGACUUAUUAUUAUUAUUAUUAUUAUUAUUAUUAUUAUUAUUAUUAUUAGUAUUGGCAACCAAAAAUAAUCUAUGUAAUUGACACAUGUUAAUGCAAAUCACCUAGGCUGACACUAUGUCCACAUUAAGGCAGAUGAAUUUGAAAACUUUAUUUUUCCUACAUGUUCACUUUUCAUCAAGUGCUUUCGACUACCCACAGCAGAACAAGUGGAUACGUUGGAAGAUGCCACUCCCGUGUUGUCAUGUAGACAAAAGAAGAAACUGAGCUUUUCAAAAAUGCUGAUGUAUGCUUGGUCAUGGGAGCCAUUUUUGAUAAUUCGCUGGCACAUUCUAUCCUGCAUGCAUGCUCUGUGAAUGACAAACAAUGCUUCAAAAGCAGCAGAAAACCACUUGGCGGCCAUGUGCAGACGCUGCUGGUUCAUCCGGUCUGCCUGAUAGAGGAAACAAACACAUUUCUAUUGUUGUGGUGUUUGAAAACAAUAAUGUGAACAUAAACUUUUCAAAUUUAACUGCAUUACUGUGGUCAUGGUCUCAGAUUGGUUCUACACAGACACACACACACACACACACACACACACACACACACACACACACACACACAGUCUCCUCUACAAUGGCUGGAUCACUUCAGUCAGAUCUUGGUGCUUGGGGAGACGACUUGAGGAACAUUUGUACACGGAUUGUUUUCUAUGUGAGCUGGAUGAAGUUGCAGAGGAAAUUGUUUUUUAACUACUUAUGUUUCAUCUGUGUUCAGAGUAGCUUUAAAAUAUUUACAGUGACAGUUGUCCAAUCAUAACCUCUUUAGUAUGUGAUGUUUUGUAUGUACUGCAGAUACACACAGAGUGGCACAAGGGGGGGUAGGGAGCACAAUGCAAACUGACUUCCGAUGAUUCUCAUUUUAAGUGAUUUUUCAAAGGAAAUUUAGUAAGAGAUGAUGUCUUAAACUGUAUAUAUUCGAUUGGUGUCCCUUCAGACAUUUUGUUUUAUCAAGUUGUCUCAUAAAGGGCAAGUAAAAAAAAAAAAAAAAACAUUUUUGUUUUGGAUGAUUUGCAGCUUGGUGCAGUCAGAAACCAGACUCAAUACAGCAGUCAUUAUUUCCAUACCUCACUUCUGCUAUGCUGUGUGUAUCUGUGUGUACAGAUAAAGCGUUCCAAUAUAUAAAUCUUUUAAUUCCAAGACUUCCCAUAAACAUUUCCAAACGUUUCCGACAUUCUUCCCUCAGGACCGGAGCUCGUGUCAGGAACCUGUGUGAUGCUGUACGUAUGCAGGCUGCCACUAUAACCAGUAAACUUCUCCUCUUGUGUCUUAGCAAGCAUCGCUUUUGGUACAAAUUGGCAUCUUGUAUGUUGUAAAAGAAUUUAAGGAGAGUAUAUGGAACAAAUAUAUAUAGAAAUCUAUCUAAAAUGAAUAUAUUAUAUAUGGAACAAUAUGCAUUUCACACUUUCUGUUUCACUGCUGGUAUUGCUUCAUGGAUAUUUAUUUGAAUGGUUGCAACAAUGGCGGUAACAAUAAUCAUGAGGAUGGUGUUGAUGAGUGCAGUAUUUAUUUUACAGUGGUCAGGGGAGAUGAAGAGCACCAAUGUUGUUGUUGUCGUUUGUCUUUUGAUUUUGUUUCUUUGUUCCUCUUGGUGUGGUGUGGCUGCUGCUACCCUCCUGGCUAAAGAUGAACCAAUAAAAAGGAGUUUCCAAACAGAACAA
Molecule: messenger RNA, 7023 nt
Organism: Dicentrarchus labrax (European seabass)
Lineage: Eukaryota; Metazoa; Chordata; Actinopteri; Moronidae
Product: protein sprouty homolog 3
Exons: 2
Coding region: 955-1875 (306 amino acids)
Biological process (GO): negative regulation of Ras protein signal transduction; animal organ development; negative regulation of MAP kinase activity
Cellular component (GO): cytosol; membrane
Source: RefSeq, a predicted model, not a curated record